AAUUUCAGUUUGGAAAUUGAUUAAAGAAUCUCCAUAGGAUUUAAUAUGGCAUCAAAGCAGUCAUCUCCCUCAACAGAGGAGCAGGCUUCCUCCGAAAUAGAUGAUCUGUAUCUGUCGCUGCAAGUGCAGCGAGAGUUUACGCAGAAGAAAACCUUCACUAGCUGGAUAAAUUCAAUAUUAGCAAAGCAUACACCUUCUUCUGUUAUCUCAGACCUGUAUACAGACAUACAGCAAGGACAUUUGCUUUUGGAUCUGUUGGAAGUGCUUUCAGGUCAACAUCUGCCACGGGAAAAAGGAUUUAAUACCUUCCAGUGCAGAAGCAACAUAGAAAAUGCUUUGAAAUUUUUAAAGAGCAGAUCACUCAAGCUCAUAAAUAUUCAUGUUGCUGACAUUAUUGAAGGAAAACCUUCCAUUGUGCUUGGCCUAAUUUGGACAAUAAUAUUUCAUUUUCAUAUUGAAGAACUUGCCAGAACACUUGCUUGUACUUACAAUCAGCCUUCACUUGAUCAUUCAAGUGCUGUUGACUCCUCUUCAAAGGCAAGCAGACAAGCUAAAAAAAGUGCUAAAAUUAAGGAACGGUGGAAGAUCUCUGCUACAAAGGCUCUUUUGUUGUGGGCAAAAGAACAGUGUUCACUGCACGCGUCUAUUGAUGUGACUGAUUUCAAGUCAAGUUGGCGAAGCGGACUGCCUUUUUUAGCCAUCAUCCAAAACUUACGACCAGGUCUAGUUGAUUUGGAGAAGGCAAAAUCUAGAAGCAAUAAAGAAAACCUGAAAGAGGCUUUCAGUAUUGCAGAACUGGAGCUGAAUAUUCCACGGCUUCUUGAACCUGAAGAUGUUGACAUUAUGAAUCCGGAUGAAAAAUCAAUCAUGACUUAUGUGGCUCAGUUUUUGCAAUACUCCAGGAAUUUGCCUGAGUCUGAGGAAGAUAUGCAGGAAAAAGUAAGGGAGGCUGUGAGCUGGUUGGCGGCACAGGAGGAGAAGUUAGCAAAGUUGCUGAUCGACACAGAGAAUGAAACAUAUUACCAGAAAUACAAAGAAAUGAUGUCAUUUAUGGAAGCAUUUAACCAAGAAAAAACACCCUUUCUGCCUGUGUUGUUAUCAAAAAGAAGUGAAGCUGAGCGGAGCGAAAGCCAGCAGCGGAUGAGAGAAGAGUGGGAUAAACUGAUCUCUCAGAUUAAUGAAUGGAAAGCAAAGCUGGACCAGAUGUUGCCCUCCCCUUUGGAUAGCAUUGAGGCCUGGCUUCAGGAGGUAGAACAUCUGCAGGCAGAAGAUUUGCCUGAUUUGCAGGACCCGUUUAAAGCAAUGUUUGUCUUCAGAGAAAUAAUUGUAAUAUUUAAGGGCUUGAUGGAUUGUUUUGAUUCUCACUUGGACACCCUUCAAUCAUUUAAGAAUGAAGAUGAGAAGAAUAUGCCACUAGUCUUGCCUGAAAAGUUAGAGGAAAUGAAAAGAAGAUUUAGUAAUAUUUGUUUCACAAACUCCAACACCUUUCUUGAAUACCACUAUGGACUGUGCUCAGCUAUUGCCAAUGAGGUGAUGUUAAAACUAAAUAUCUGGGAUAUAAAAUAUGGGACAAAGGAGUCUGUGGAAUCACUGCUGGAAAAUUGGAAUAAUUUCAUUGAAGAAAAGAGACUUGAAACGCAACUAGAAACUGCUACUCACAUCUGUGAAGAUUUGAAAAACAAAACCAUACGCGAUCCUGACUUAGCUGGAGAUCCUCAAGAAAUUAGCAAACGUUUUAAGACAGUGGAGUCAAAGAUUUCUAUGUGCAGAGACUAUAUUUCCAAUGUAAAUACUACCCUACAGAAAGUCCUGUGUUCCUGGAGUAAUUAUACAGAAAACAUCCACUUACUAAAGACAUGGCUGGAAGAAAAAAGAAAUGAGCAUCCAAAAGAGAUCCCUGCUGAGAUCCUGGCAAAGUGGAAUUCAGUUCAUGGUUCCUUAAAUGAAGCUGGAAACCAUCUCAUCGAAGUCAGCAAAGAGCAGGUUGGAUCAAAUAUUGCCAAAGAACUGAAGAAACUGAACAGGAGAUGGGCUAAGUUCAUCAAGCGGACACACUUUCUUGAUGAAGAGAGCUCAGAUGCUGCUGAAAAGACCAGGGAGCUUCCUGGGAGCCUGGAGAAAAUUGAAGAGCUCCUUGGAGGUGUGGACAGCUGGGCAGGAGAGAUUGGACGCCUGCUUAGCGAGAUCAGUCAUGAGGAGCCUGUGCAACCUGAGAUGGAGGAACGUUUGCAGAGCUUGGCUGAAAGGGGAGCCUCAUGCCAAGAACAAGUUGUGGCAGCAGAAGAGAUAUUGCAAUCCCUGACACAAAAUGUUUCAAGUCAGGUGUCCCAACAGCAUUCUUACACCACUGGGCUGCAGACACGAAUUAAAGAAGCCAGAGACAAAAUAGAGGCUGUCUUGGGUGACAUGAACAACAUCUUGUCCAAAUCUGAGAAGAGACCCUCAGAGAAGGAGGCUUUGCUCAAUUUUGAAGAAUCCCAGAAAGAACUUGAGGCCUCCAUUUCAAAGGCUGUGCAGCUUGUCAGUGAAAAAUUAAGUCCUGAAGAACGUAUUUCAAGAUAUGAGGAAGCUUUUAAUGCUCUGGGCAAUAAAGUUCUUGACAAAUUUUUGAAGGCAGCUGAACAAUUGAAAAAUAUUUCCUCUGAUCACGAAAAGCUGGUAGUGGAAGAAAAGAGUAAAGAUGUUCGUAAAAGAUGGGAGGCAGUUCACAAUGAAAUUAUAUCCUGUGUCCAGCUCAUAGUAGAAAGGGAAAAAAAGAAAUUUAACGCAACUUUAAAAAAAAUCAAUAAGCAAUUAGGCAAAGAGAAGAAACUCCUAAGUAUGGAUAAAACCAAAGGGCUCAUCAAGGAACAUGAGGCCUUUUUUUCACACGAAGGCAGCCUGAGGGAACUUAGCAAGUCAUUAGAAGACCUUAAAAUAUUGGGAAGACUGUCAGAAGAAACUGUCCCAGGCAUACAGACACUGACUGCAGACUGUGAACAAAAGCUAGAAAAGCUUCAACAAAUUGUGGCAGAUACUUACACGGCCCUGCUGUCUCGUGCUGGAAAAGGACAAUCAUCUAAGAAAGAGAACUCCAUUGUUGCUUCUGAGAAUGGAGAAAAGCCCAGUUCCUCUCAAGAGAUUGAUAUCCUUUCGGUUAAGGAGACCUCAAGACUUGCUGCAGAUGUAGUUUUGGAACCAGAUGUGAAACAUCACAAUGGAGAAAGCUGUGCAAAGAAAUUUGAGGAAGGCAGUGAUUUGUCCAUGUCAGCUUUAUUAGAGAGCUAUAACACACAAAGAAAUAACCUGGAGGAACUUCUACAAAUCAGCAGAGAUAAAGUAGCAUCUGGCUUUACCGAUGAAAUAAAAGGCACUUCAUGCCUUCAGAAUAAGCUGCUUGAAAUACAGGUGAUAGAGAGUGAAACCAGUUCUGGUUGGACACAAUUGGAAAACAUCUCAUCUACCUUAGAAAAUCUUGUGGAUGCAGUGCAGCAGACUGCUAUCUCUGAUAAGACAAGCAAACUGAAAGGAGAAUGGAAAGAGCUUCAGGAUAUUAUAAGUACCAGAACAAACUCUUUAAGGACUGCUUUGGAAAUUGUUUUGCCAAUAGAAAAUGAAUCCAUUCUUCUAUGUGAAUUAGAUCAGCGGCUGAAGAAAAAGGACAUCCAACAGUUUAAUCUGAUGAAUAGUGAUCUUGCUUAUAGGGAACUAAAGGAGCUACAGAGAUCCAUAUUAAAUCAGAUUGAAGUGUGCAAACAAUUGGAACACCUAGAUAGUUCAGCAAGAGAUGAAUUUAAUCCAAUAGACCUGCAAGCUGCAAGUAAAGUUAUGAUUUACUAUCAGAACCAGCUUGAAGAAAUGAGCCAUAAAAUGCAGAUCCGCGAGACAGUCCUUAAAGAUCUGGAAGCUUUUAUGGCCUCAUUGAGGAAGAUUCAGUCUUCCAUCAAAUGUCUCACAGAUGCCUCAGGUCAACCUGAAAUACAAGGAAAAGCAUUGAGAGAGGCUGCACAAGAAGUUUCUCAUAUGGCAGAAGAGGCUAAAUGUUUGGAUGAACACUUGAAAACAGUUGAUAUCUGUUUGGAAGAUGCUGAAUGUGGGAGAAAGACUAGCUGUGAAAACCUUGUUCUGACUUUAUCUGAAGAGCUAAAUGCAAUUUAUGAUCCCUCAAGUGAACAGAUGCCUACAGAGGAAAAAGACUUAUACAAGAUUUUUUCCACAAAAAAUGGUGAACUCCUUAAAAACAUUCAGGAUCUACGUGACAGAAUUAACAAAAUAGGCUUGAAGGAUCCAACAAUUCCAGCUAUUCAACAAAGGGUAAAAUCAUUAAUGGAACUGGAAAAGGAAUUGGAUUGUGCUGCUCUUGAAAUGAAACCUGUGCGAGAAAUUGCUAAUAAGCUGCCACAGAUCAAAGAGGAAAAAGCAGAGGAAACAAAUGAACAGUGCAGAGUCACAGAGAGGUUAUGGGAAGAUACAAAACUCUUGCUUGCUGAAUGCCAGGAGCAGUGUGCAAGGGCUCUGGACCUCCUGAAGCAAUACCAAAGCUGCAAAACCAGUCUGACCAGCAUCAUCCAGAAACAAGAGAUUGUGCUUUCACAGCAAACUUCUUACAUGGGGAAGGAGAAUUUGAACAGACUAAUAGCAAAGAUUGAAGAGGCAAAAGAGGAAUUCAAUGAUCACUCUGAAGAUGUAGACAAAAUAAAUCAGAUCUGCAAAAACCUUCAAUUCCAGCUCAAUAAAAUGAGGAGCUUUGAGGAGCCUCCGUUUGAGAAUGAGGCUAACAUGAUUGUGGACAGAUGGCUGGAUAUCAAUGAAAAGACUGAAAACUACUGUGAUAAUUUGGGAAGAGCUCAGGCUUUGUGGGACAAACUUCUUAAUUUAUCUGGCACAAUCGAUGCUUGGGCAAAUGCAGAACUUAAGAAUGCAGAAGACCGUUGUCUGACUGAAGAGGACCUUAUGCAGUUGAAGGCAUGCUUACAAGUCCAAGAGCAGAAACUCCAGAAAUUUGACAACACUGUGGCUGAGAUAGAAGAACUUCUGAAUAGUAAUGAACCUCCACUGGAGCUACAGGUCAUCAGAUCAUCUGUUGUGCAAAAAAUGGAGCUAAUCAAAGAGCUAUUGUCAACAAAGCGGGGGACCAGUGAACUCGGUGUGAAUACAGCCGAACUAAAAGGAGACCUUGAUCUGGCCAAGACACAGAUUGGAAUGACUGAAUCACUUUUAAAAGCUUUAUCUCCUUCUGACACCUUAGAGAUCUUUACUAAAUUAGAGGAGAUACACCAGAAAAUUCUGCAACAAAAACACCAUGUGACAUUACUCCAAGAAGAGACGGAUUGUCCUGAUGUGGAUGAAUUAAAUAAGCAGCUUAAAUGUGUCACUGAUUUAUUUAAUAAGAAGAAACAUGUGUUUCAAGAUCACUUUAUUGGUGUUUUGAACCGUCAGUGCAAGAAUUUUAAUGAUUGGUUUAGCAGCACUCAGUUGUCUUUGAAGGACUGCUUUGACCCCUCGGAAACAAAAAUGAUACUGGAAGAAAGACUGCAGAGGCUAAAGCUCUUCCUAACAUCUGAAGGCAAAGACCAAGAUAUCCAAGAAGUUAAAACUUUAUUGAAUAAAGUGAAGCAUUACCUGCCCAAAGCAAGUAUUAACCACCUUAACAGCCGUGUGAGAGAUCAAGAAGCAGAGCUACAAAGAUUGAUCUCCAAAUGUCAAAAACGGGAACAGGAACUUGAUGCUUCUCUCCAGCAGCUCAGUAGCCUUGAAGAAAGCAUCACAGUCUUGGAAGAAUGGCUCACUGCUCAGGAAGCAAAACUAGAAGAGAUCAAAAAAGAUGAGACAAAACUUGAAAACUUCUAUAAAACACUACUAAUGCAGAGAAAACCAUUUGACUCCAUGGCUCAGCUAGCAAAUUCCUUGAGGGAGGCUGGGUUGACAGAAGAUGAAAACAUUACAGGAGCCAGUGAUCUUUUCAGUAGAUACCAGACACUGAUAACACAUGUAAGUGAAAUGGCAGGGAAUACUGAGAGAAUUCGAGUGGAAGAGCAAAAUUUUGAAGAACUUGCCCAGGAUGUUUCUUGCUGGAUCAAAAAACUCGAGGAGGCUGCUAAUAACCUGAGUUCACAGGAAAGUGAGUUGCCGUCAGACGAAAGGAUUAGUCAGAUAAAGGAAAUCACAGCUCUCAAAGAUGCAGGAGAGGCCAAAAUACAGAACAUGGUAGCUGUAGGAGAGACUUUAAUGAGAAAUGAGAAAAAUAAGAAGCCAGUGAUUCAGCAGACUAUUUCUGAGCUCCAGAACCAGUGGGAAAGUACCUGUCGGUUAGCCACUGAAUAUACAAGCCCUCAGGAGCAACUUCAGUUCAACAGGGAGCAAUAUGAGCAAAGCAAAGAAGAUCUCAGACUGGCUCUAAUUGAACUGAAGGAACAGCAACAGGAGAUAGGUUUUGCCCUUCAGCCUGGUUUGCAGGAGAAGCAAGCUCAGCUGACAAACUAUGCCAACCUCCUGCAGAAAGCAGAAGACUUAACUUCCCGAUUUAAGGAAUUGAAAAGCCAGGAAGAUCACCUACGGGGUCAUGCUGGAGAUCCCUGCUUCACAGAGGUGGAAUGGCUGGAAUUAAAACACCAACAUGAAAAUCUGCUCAGCCAGCUACAGACCAUAGUUCAGACAUUGGAAAGUCGUGUUCAAGAGCACCAGCAGUUUCAGGAUAUGGUAGCAGGCCUGAGCACUGAGCUGAAAACGGUCUCUGAGAAGCUUGCUGGUUGUGAAGGUGCAGCAAUGGAAAGACCAGCUGAGCAAAACCAGUUGAAAACACAGGAACAACAAGCACCUCUUAGUCGAUGCGAAGACACAUUAAAGAAGAUUUUGUUUUUAGCAGAAACUGUUAAACAAAACACCUCUUCACCAGGACAGAAGUUUAUUAAGGAUGAGAUAGAAACACUUCAGAGUGAACACAGGAGUCUGGAAGAAAGACUUGAAAAUGUCAAGCAAAAGCAGGAAAAUAUUUUCGGUGAAGCCCUUGAGUUAAAAGAUGAGUUUGGUAAUGAAAUACAAAUGGAAGAUAAGGCAGAUACAAUGCUGAAGAGAGAGAUACGGAUCACUUCUGAUACUCCAGUCAUUGCAAAAGUGAGCCCCACAGCAGUGGAGUUCAAGGAGCCUUUGGAAAUGUGUGAUGGUCAGGAUGUAAAUGGAAAUACAUCAGAGAAAGAGAAGCAAAAUGAUCCACUUUUGGAGGAAAGCAGUGUAUUGUCAGACAGCCUACUACAGGGUACCCGUCAAAGCGAAGAUAGAUUGGGGCAGACUGUUCAGGGGGAGGCUGAUAAAGACAGCCCAGGUAUGGACAAACAUGAUAAGGUCCAAGAGGACAUUCUGGACAACAUGGCUCAGGGUGGUGAGGCAGAACUGGAAAGGCAUCAAGAUGGUGUUGGUAUUGAAGGUGAUGAAACGAGAAAGGAAACCCAUCCAGCAGAGAAACCUAAUGAUGUCAAGAAUCAGUCAUAUAGAGAAGAUGUGGAGCAGGUUCAUCAAAGAAUGUGCCAGAAGAGUCAAGUCCUGAAAUCUGGGGAUUCUAAUUCCCCAGUUUCUGCACAUGAGGACGCAGGUGCAGAAGUGGUUGUCCAGAACGAACUAUUUCCUGGAGUGCAAGUAAACAUUGAAUAUUUUGAAGAGGAACAAAAGGUCAAUGAGCUGAAAAAUGAAGUGGCUGAACUGGAUAUCGUGCGCAUAAAUGAACAACUAAAAGAGCUAGAGAAUUUACAAACUGAACUGGAAACGUGGAAAGCAAAAUCUUUGUGUCAUAGUCAAGAAGCAUUUCCCAAUGCAACAGGAUCAAACAGAGCAGAGCUGCAAACCACAGAGCCUGCGGUGCCCUGCUGGGACAGGCUGCUUCAAGAAGUAGAUGCUAUUAAGGCAGUGAAGCAACAACAGUACUGUUUAAUUAAUGAGUACCAGAAAAAUCUUUCUGCUGCACAGUCCUCAAUGAAAAAUUUGUCAACAGAAAAAGAUAACAUAAAAAUGGGUCCUAUGAACAACACAGUUCUUCUGGAGAAAAUUAAGGCAUGCAUAGAGUCCUUACGAAAAGAAAGAGAUGUCUUAAACAAGUUGAAAACUCAGCAAGAAAGUUUAUCUCAGCAUUUAACAUGCAUGGAUAAAGUGUUAACCGAAAGCCAAAUGAGGCAACUGGAGCAAUGGUGGCAACACAUGGAACAAACAGUGCAAAAGAAACACGAUCAAGUUGUGGCAGAAAUCGAUGAAUUUAACCUGCUUAUGAAUAAAGCACAGGAUAUUCAGAGGCUGAUGCAAGAACAGUAUUUACAAGCAGAGUUACAUUCCUCAUCUGAAGGUAAAGCCAAAUACCCUGUACUUUGGACCACAGAGCUACAGGACAUUAAACAUGGUCUUUCUCUAUUAAAAAGAAGGAUUGAGCUGCAGAUGAAAAGAAUUUGGAGUGAUCAAGAGAAGGUAGCUUUGGAGAACUCUAUAUAUGAUUUGCAGAGCAAAUUGGAAGCAUUAUCACCACAACAAAGUGCUCAAGAGGGUGUUCAGAUCACUGGUCCUGCUCUCAUGAAACAUGAAAUGAUGAAAAGGCUGAAAGAAAAUAUUUCAUGGGUUAAAGAUUCACUGUCCUCUCUUGAUCAGAAAGCAGCACUUUUCCCCAGUGAUGUUAAAUCACAGAUCAGAAGUUGUCAGCUGAUGAGCACGGAAGUUCUAAACAGAGAGCCUGAGAUUGUAUCACUGGAUUAUGGGCUCCAGCACAUCGUUCCCACCUUGAAUCCAGAGGAGAUCUCUGAUAUGACCUUCCUUUUACAAACAUUGCAGAAUUCAUACAAGGCUCUUGUUUUAAAAUCAGCUCAAAGAUUACAGCAACUAGAGCUCCAGCUGGAGGAGAGGCAAAGACUUAUUGCAGAAGUAGAAAAAGUUCACUGUCAGCUUCGAAAUGCUGAGAUGCUUGCCAGGCCUGACAUGAACCAAACCAGCACAUGGUCAGAAUUAAUCAAUCAACAAGCCAUUUUACAGGAGAUUUCAAAGGACAUACAGGGAAUAGAAGGGCUUAUCUCAUCCCAUUGUAAAGAGAGUCAGGUCACAGCUGGGGAGCUGAGCCUGUCUGAACAACUGUUUUUGAUUGAUCAAUUAAGAAGUCUGAAGAAUAGAGCAAGAAAGACACAGAGGCAAAUUCAGAGUAAACUUCAUGAAGUAGAAAAAAAGAUAUCUGUCUACAGAGAGUUUGCUGAAGGAAUAACUACAUUGCAGCAAGAUCUUAAUGAUCUACACUAUGGUGAAAUAAACCUGGAAGAAGAUGAAUUAUUAGGUGCCAAGCAGGAAGUGAAGGAUAAAUGCAAAGCACUUAAAGAAAAAGUAUUAGCUUUUCAGUCCAAUUUGUCACAAAUAAUGAAGUACAAAGAAAUCUUUGAACUUGUAGGUCUAAAAUGGGACUCACUGCAGCUAGAUGAAUUGCAAACUAAAUUUUUUAAAAUUAAAAAUAACAUUAAAGGGAAGAUAAUAGGCUUUGAUAAUGUUGUUAGGGAAUGUGAUAAGAUUCAAGCCUUACUAAAUGAAAUCCAGUCUGUGACAUCCACUGUAAGAAAAGAAGCUAACAUCCUGAAUGAUAGCUCUAGUUCUUCUCCUGCUGAGAAUCUUAUAUCUGCGCAGAUUCUGUUUCACACAGUUCAGCAAAUCUUGUCCUUAACUCAGGAGGUAGCAAAUCAAAUAUACAAAAAUGAGGUCUUUGAUACACCACUCAGAGAAUCUAAGAGGGAAGAAAUAAAGAGCAUGGAGAAAGAUGUUGAGGAAUUGAGUCAGUUUCUUCAAAACUUGGUCUCUGGUCUCCAGUGUGCAAACAAGGAAGAUAUCCAGAAUGAAGUAGAACAUAUAUUCCACAUCAUAAAGCAUAUUCAAUUAGAGCUUCAACAGCCACUUCUGAUAGACAUAAAAGUAAUGCAGUAUGACAAAAUGCGAUGGGCAGGAAUUCAGAAUAUGGUGCAAGCAAAGUUUUCUGAUAUUAAAUGUAUUAUGGAAAAAGAGAGGGAAAACCAAGAAGAAAAGUCUCUUGUUGCUGGAAUAGAAGCAAAAUUAGAGACACUGCAAGAUCAUGAAAUACAGCUAAAGACAGACAUUGCUGCCCGUGUUAGUGCUCUGGAGGAGGCAUGUAAGACUGGUGAGCAUUAUACCAAGGCUGUUCAUAGGGCUGCCAGGUUCCUCGAGGACUAUGAAGCUCAAGUCAAGUCUGCUGCAGCAGGGCUUGGUAGCUCAGAGGAGGACUGCCAGACUCCAGAAUGGAAACAAGAAGAGUUCAACUCUGCAAAGGCUAACAUAGAAAACCUGUACUCCAAGCUGAAAAAUCUAGUGAAACCACAAGACAAAAUAUGUCUGGAAAACACUUUAACAGAACUAGUGAAUAAGAGUUUGGCAUUAAGGGAGAAGGCUCAAAGAAAGGAAGCUGAUGAACAGAGGUAUCUUGAAAAAUACAAAAGUUACACAAACACCAAAGAUAAGGUGUGUGAUAAGCUUAACAAACUGGAAAAGAUGCUUAGACAGUCUUUGUCUCAAAUACCAAUGUCUUAUAAAGAAGCUUUGGAGCACUUAGAAGAAAGCAAGAUUUUAGUCUCCAACAUUGACUCAGCUGAAGGUGAUCUUGUGAAGCUGAGGCAGGUCUCUGGAGAGCUGAUGAGAAUAUGCAAGGGAAGUGACAGGGCACUGGGAAGGAUUGUAACAGUGCUGUGGGAAAAUUGGCUGGGUUUGCUUGAGGGUGAAGAACUAAAGCAGGAAUUGAAAUUCAUCAAUGAAGAGCUGGAACGAGAAACAAUAAUUCUCGAUAAGCUCCAGGAAGAACAGCCAGAAAGUCUUAAAGAGAAAGAAAAGGCCACCGGAGAGGAACUGGUAGAAUUACUAGAUUUUGUGAACUCAUUUGAGGAAAACAUCAACCAGCAACAGCUCCUCUUACUCUUACUUCUUCACCGAAUAAGAAACAUCCUGAAUAUAUCUGAAAAUACUGAGGUGGAAGCUGCCCUUCCCGCCUUAUGUGAGAUAAAGGCAAUGCAAGAUCGCUGUAAAAAGUUGUAUGAAAAGACUCAAGACCAUAAGGAUUCUGUACAAGCUGAGAUUCAAGAGAGGAACAAGAUCACUGAAGAAAUAAGUGCUGUGACAAAGGCGUUACAGAAUGCUGCAUCUCUGUUAUUACAAGAUGCUACUGGAAAGGCAGGACAACUGGAGGAGGUUCAGAGUGUGAUUGGUAAAGAAAGUCAAACUCUAAAGGAUAUAAUGGAGAAACUCCGGAUGCAGUAUUCGGAAAUGUAUACAAUAGUUCCUGCAGAGAUCGAAACACAGUUGGAGGACUGCAAGAAAGUAUUGCAAGACCUAGAAGAAAAGGUUAGCUUUGAAAUCUUGCAGAGCUCUCCUCAGUAUGUGCUGAAAAGAAAAGCAGAAACUAUUAACAAUGGCCUUCAAGCUAUUGAAAAGAUGUUACAACACAAGAGUGAAAACAUUGCAAAAGCCAAAGAAGUUCAGAAGCAAAUCUGGGAUAUGCUGGACCUUUGGCAUUACAAACUCAAUGAACUGGAUGCAGAGGUGCAUGAUAUAGUGGAGCAGGAUUCCUGCCACGCACAGGAGUUGAUGGAUAUCUUAGUGACCCCCCUUCAGCAGUACCAACAGGUCUCACAACUUGCCGAGCGCAGAACUGCCAUUUUAAACAAGGCUGCCAACAAGAUGGAAGAAUAUGAUGAACUCUUGAAGAAUGUGAAAGUUUGGAUAGAAAACACCAACUGCUUGCUAAGAGCAGAUGCUCAAAAUGAUUCUGCAAAAAGCUUACGCAAACAUACCGAUGACCUUCAGAUGGCUUUGGAAGACUCGGAGCAAAAGCAGAAUCUUCUACACAGUGUUUACUUGGAGCUGGAGGAGCUAACACCAGUCUUUGAAACGGACAGUGUAAUGCAACAGCUAAAUGAAAUAGAUGAUCAAGUAGCAACUUUACAGCACGAGAUAGCAGAGAUUCUUCCACAGAUCCAGCAGGUGGCUGAUGAAUUGGAUGCCAUUGAAUCUCAUGUGAAAGUGUUUGAGAAGGACAUUGCCAAAAUGAAGACAAUCCUGUCAUCAGAAGAUCUGUUAGAAUUUUCUCCUAAAGACCAACUUAAACAUGGACAGGUUAUACUUGACCACAUUGGUCCCAUGCAGAAGACCAUUGUUCGUAUACAGUCCUAUGAAGAAGCACUUCGGCUACCAGGGGUGAAAAUGCAACCUUUCUCAGUCUUCCAAAGAGCAAGACAACUCUUAAGAGAAAUGAAAAAAUUAGAAAAAAUUACUAAGGAACAAAAUGUCCUACUGGAGGAAGCUGUAAAGAAAACAGAAGAAUGUGAGCAAGAAAUUGAAAAGUUGAAACAAUUCUUAAAGAGCCACUUGGUUGAAAUAUCACAUGAAGAUCAACCACUGGCUCAGAAGACUGACUGUCCAGAGGGAGAAAUGGAAGCUGUAAAAGAAGAAAUCAUAAAGCUGUGCCAAAGAAAGGAAGAUAUCCUUACCGGGAUGAAGAAUUCAAUGUCUGAGCUUCACCAGCGCUUACAGCAAGAAGUGCCUGAAUCAGGAGACGAACCCAUAGCCUCUGUAUUAGCACAAAGUGACUUGAUUGGGACUGAUAUUUCUGGUCAGCAGUUGAAAAAAAGAGGAAUGAUGUCUCUUCUGCCUUCCUUAGAUGAAGAAUCAGAAGACUGUUCUUCCCACAGUAAGGGAAGUACAGCCACAGAGAAAGAUGCAAGCUUUUGGCCUUCAGAAAGAGAUGAUGAAAGGCACAAGGAAGACAGUGCAACCUCCUGGUCUUCUGGUACCUUGACAGAUGGCAUCAUUCAGGAUGCUGAUGAGAUAAUGCAGUCACACAGUAGACAUGGUGAGGAAACUUCUGUGCAAACUUUGCAGAGCACUGAAGACCCUGGCAGAGGUGAUGGCAGUCAGGCUAUGAGUGACACGCUGCCUCCUGAAGCGGUGGAUGGUGGUAGGCCUGAGCCAGAAACGAUCCUCCAGGUGUGCCAGGCCCAGGUUGCCGAGCUGGAACAAUGCCUAGACAAAACUAAAGUGUCCCUGGGGUCAGACCCCCAGACCCCCAAAAUGCAGCAGAUGGUGGAACAGAAGCUGGCCGACUGCGAGGUGAUGUUAUCAGAGAUUGAACAAAAUGUCCUUUCUUUAUGGAAAGAUUGUGGAGGUAGUCCACAGUACCAACAAGAGACAGAGGCGCUUUCCUUGAAGCUGAAGGAAGUGAAGUGCAAUUUGGAAAAAGUCCAGACGAUGCUUCAAGAUAGAUACAAUGAAGAGCAGAUUCACAACAGGGAGAAGAUCGACCCAGAGCCCCUUGAGAUCCUACACUCAAAUGGCUCCAGCAUGCCACAGCUUGCCCUUGCUGAACAGCCGCUCGUUUCGCACAACCGUUUCCAGCACCCACAGGAUCUGAAAGUAAAAGCAGCUGAGCAGAAAAGCCUCAUUGACUUCAUUGAAUCAUGCGUCGAAAAAAUGCAGCCACAGUUUGAGGACAGCGUGACUCAGAAAUUAGAAUCAAGCAAUGGAGAAUCUGAUCCAAAGAGCAAGCAGGCUGAUCCCACCUUUACUCCAAAGGACCAAACGGGUAAUAAAUGGCAAUAUUUACAGGAAGAGCUGUCAUCAAAGAUGAGGUCUCCUCUCUGCCAACUUGUGGAACCUCAGAUUACAACAAAGAUGAACAUGCUGCCCCGAGGCACAUUCGCUAGUGCAGGAACCCCAACUGUGGAAGAAUUGAAAACUUUCACUGUCCAGCUGGGAGACCUAAGCCAAGAAGCAAAUGUGGUGCAUGCACAGGAUAAGGUGGCAGAGGAAGUCUCUUCCAAUUUGGACAGAAAAUUGUUUGAGCUGCUUCUGGCAAUCAGCCGAUGUUUGAAUAACAUGGAGGAGAUGUUAAACACCUCAGUCCUCUCCACCGAAGAGGCAGCUGUGCAGCAAGCUCUUUAUGAGACUCUUUCUGUCGAGCUGCAAAAACUUCAUGCUGAUCUGAGUGAUAGAAAGGACGAUCUUCUGAAGUCUAUUAGCUGCGCUGGUGGGAGCACAGAUGUGUUCUGCGAGUGCUUUAACAACUUGCAGGCACGGCUGGAACAAACUCAAGCUGCCACUGCUUCAAGGAGCAGCUCAGUGAAAGCUGGGCUGGAUCAAAAUAGCAAUUAUCAGAAUGAAACCAGGCUGCUCUAUGAUAAGUUAACUGAGAAGAAAGCUGCUCUGCAACAAUGCUUGAAUGCAAUACGUGGACAUAAUGUUUCCGAACAGCUUCAGAAAACCGAUGCCUGUGCUUUGGAGCUGCAAAACUUUGAAAACCAAGUAGCUACAUUGAGAGGCUACGGGGAAAGAUUUCAGUUACCUAUCACCUUAAUCCAGGAAGCUUAUAAAUUAGAGGAUGUUUUAGAUGACAUGUGGGGGAUUCUGAAAGCAAAGUAUGCAGAGCUGCACUCUCCUUCUAUCAGUGAGAGCCAGUAUGAGGACUUACUUUGUGGAUUUGCAGAGCUGGUAGCUAUUGGACGAGAGAAGAUUGCACAAGAUCCAAAGCAGCUAACGAAAAGCAGAGCAGCUCUACAGUCUCACCUGGAAAACCACAAGGACUUUUUCCACAACCUCAUGACCCGCAUGACUUUCAUGCAAGCAUUUUCCAAGAAAGUGACUCCCUCCAUCCUACAAAAGAGAGAGGAAUUCUGGAGAGAGCUGGUGAAUGAAGUCAAGUUGCUGGAGCAGAAGGCCUGCCAGUAUGGUAUACACCUAGAGAGCCUGUUAAAGGAAUGGGUGGAAUUUGAUGAUGAAUGCCUAGUUUUCAAUAAGGAGUUAGAGGCACUUGCCUCUACGUUGCCUUCUGUGAAUUUGGUGGAAGAAACAGAAGAAAGAUUAAUGGAAAGGAUUGCACUUCUACAGCAAAUCAAAAGCAGUGUUGAUGAAAACCAUGCCAGGCUGUACCAGAUGGUGAAAGAAGGGAAGAAAUUGCUGACUGCUGUGAGCUGUCCAGAAAUAAGAAGCCAGAUUGGGAAGCUGGAAGAUGAGUGGCUGUCUUUAAACAAAAAAGUUGGCCAUGAACUACAUCGACUUCAGACGUUACUCAAACUCUUGGUCAGCUACAACAGAGACUCGGAGGAAUUAAUGAAAUGGCUGGAUUCUGCUCAGCAAAGAAUGAAUUUUUGGAAGGAGCAGUCUCUCAACGCGUCACAGGAUCUUCCCACCAUCAGGGAUAACAUCAACAGCUUGUUUGCAUUCUCUAAGGAAGUUGAUGAAAAAUCUUCCCUGAAAUCAUCUGUGGUGAGCACUGCCAACCAGCUCUUUCAUGUGAAGCAAGCUGAUACUGCGGCACUUAGGUCAUCUUUGGCAAAGUUUGAGCAAAAAUGGGGAGAACUGAUUACACAGCGCCCAGCCAUCCAAGAAAAGCUUCACCAGCUUCAGAUGGAAAAACUUUCAUCGCGGGAAGCUAUUGCUGAACUAAUGACCUGGCUGGACCAUGUGGAGCAACAGCAGGGACACCAGGAGCCAAUAAAUUCACAACGUAGUGCUGCUGAAGUCAGAAGCCUCCUUCAGAAGUGCAAGGAAUAUAUGAUGGAAAUGAACUUUAAGCAGUGGAUGGUAGAUUUUGUGAACCAGUCACUCUUGCAGAUGAGCACUUGUGAUGUGGAAAGCAAGCGGUAUGAAAGGACAGAAUUUGCUGAGUGUCUUGGAGAGAUGAACCUGCGGUGGCACAGGCUGCAGGGGUCUUUGAACAGAAAGAUACAAGACCUGGAACACGUUUUGGAGGGUAUUACGGAAAAUGAGAACAAAGCACAGACUCUACGCAACUGGCUGGAAGCUCAGAGUGGUCGACUGAGAUCUUUACAAACCCCAACAAGUCUGAUCUCUGCACAGAACACAUUAGAUGACUGCAAGGAGCUAGAAAAUCAACUCACAACUAAAUCCAAAACUCUUGAUGAGCUCAAACAGAUUUUGGCUUUGAAUGGUAGUGAAGAACAAACUCCAGAAGCUCUGUCUCUCAGGAUAGCUGAGCUUCAUGAAAUGCUGGACAGCAUUGUAAGCCAGGUUGCAGAGUUAAAGACCUCAAUGCAGUCAAUACUGGAGCAGUGGAGAGUAUACGACGAAGCUUAUGCAGAAGUCACCCUGAUGACAACAAGGUAUUUGUACUGCAUAGACCAGUGCAAACGUUCUGUGGUGUCACAGGAAGCUUUGGAAAACCAAGUCAAAACUCUCCAGUCUCUUCAGGAUGAAUCGGAGAACACUGAAGAAAGUUGGGCCAAGCUCCAGGCUGCUGCCAGUAAUCUGAAGAAUAACUGCUCCCCCUCCUUUGCAGAGAUUAUUGAACAGAAGUGCACGGAGGCACACACUAGGUGGAACUCGGUAAAUGAAGAUGUCACAGAUCAACUGCGGGCGGCACAAGCAACCCUGCAGCUUUGGGAGCGCUUCAAUACUUUAUGCACUGAGGCAGCAGCUAAGUUACAACAGCACAAAGAGCAGUGCACUCAACUCUUGGAUGCUCACUUGCCUGAGGAUAACAUGAUAGAAACCCUGGAGCAGAGGAUACAGGAUAUAAAGAAUUUACAGCUUGACCUUUAUAGCAUAGUAGGAUGCCAUGCCCGGAUUUCUUUGCUGGCUGAUCGGAUAAAACAGCAGGCUGGGACAGCUGCACAAGACAUUCUGUUGGAGAAGUUGCAGCCGCUCGACAGAGUAUUCUAUUUGGACAAGAUGUUGCAGGGGAAGUUAGUUGAAUUUGAGUUCAACCUUUUACAACUGGAGGAUUUCCAGAACUGCCUUGACACACUGGAGAGUCACAUCAAGAAUUGCACGGACGCCUUCGAUAGUCUCUGUCUAGAGGGAGAAACAGACAGCUCAGAAUUGCUCAUGCAUCACACACUGGAGCUUGCUGCACUUUCUCCAAGCAUAGAAAGUUUGAAUGAAGCAAGCAUUAAGCUGCCGCUGAGUGACUUCACCCUGAAGAAAAUGCAGAGCCUGACUCGGCAGUGGAGUCAGAAAACAGCAACUGCUCUGGAACGCUGCAGUGUACUUGAGGGAACUCAAAAUGAUGAAAAGAAAUUCUUUCAGAAAUGUGAAAAAUGGAUGAAAUUCCUAGAAAAAAUGAAAGAGGCCUUAAAAACAAAUAUUCCAGGACGGUUUGAAGAACUGCAGGAGCAACAGAGAGUAUAUGAGAUGCUGCAAACUGAGAUUUCCAUAAAUCAGCAGACAUUUAAUUCUAUCAUAGCAAAAGUUCUACUCUCCUUGGAGUCCGGAGAAGCAGAGAAAAGCCAGUGGCAGCUCUUCAGGAGUUCCCUGCAGAGUCUCAACAGGUUUCUUGCUGAUACAAACAGCUUCAUCACAGUUGUGAAGAGCAAGGACUGCUGUAGCCCUUACCAGCUUAGAAAUCUAAUUCAUGAUGUCAAGAGUAAGGCAGUGAUUCUUCAGAGGUGGCAAGCCAUGUACUCCUUAAUCAUCGAUGUCGGGGAGAAGUUACGCACUGUCUCCGAUCCUGAAACCAGCGAUCUUCUCCAGGAGGAGCUCAGCCAGUUACAGCAGAGUUGGGGGCACACCCAGGUGCUGCUGGACAAGGAGAAGAUGCACCUCAGCAGCACCCUAGAGAGUUGGGACUCCUAUGAAAAACAAACGAAGGAAUUGGAAAGCAGGCUGCGAGAGCUGAAGGAGAAAGUAAAAGAUCCACUUCCAGUUGAACAUGAAGAGCUCUACAAAGUCAAGGAACACAUUAAGGAGCUGGAGCAGUCGCUGGCAGACUGGGCCCGGGACAUGAAGGAUGCGCGGGACAUGAAGGCGUGGCUGGCUUACGGCAUCCUCGCCGAGGACAUGAUGGUGGUCGAGGAGAGAGCUGAACAUCUGCACAGGCAGUGGGAAGAGCUCUGCUUGCGAGUGUCUCAGCGUAAGCAGGAGAUCGAGGACAGGCUCAAUGCCUGGAUUGUGUUCAAUGAGAAGAAUAAGGAGCUGUGCUCCUGGCUGGUACAAAUGGAAAGCAAAGUGUUUCAGACUGCGGAUGUUAGCAUUGAAGACAUGAUAGACAAAUUGCAGAAGGAUUACAUGGAAGAAAUAAACCUGUUCAGUGAAAAUAAGCUUCACUUGAAACAAAUGGGCGAUCAGCUAAUCAAGGCUAGCAACAGGAGCCGAGUUGCAGAAAUAGAUGAUAAACUCAACAAAAUCAAUGAUCGCUGGCAGCAUCUCUUUGAUGUCAUUGGAGCACGGGUGAAGAAACUGAAGGAAACACUUGCUUUUAUACAACUAUUGGACAAAAACAUGAGUAACCUUCGCACCUGGUUGGCCCAGAUUGAGUCUGAGCUUUCCAAACCUGUUGUUUAUGACGUCUGUGAUGACCAAGAAAUCCAGAAGAGACUGGCAGAACAGCAGGAUCUCCAACGAGACAUAGAGCAACACACUGCAGGGGUGGAAUCAGUGUUUAAUAUUUGUGAAGUCUUGCUACACGAUUCGGACGCGUGUGCUAAUGAGACAGAGUGUGACUCCAUCCAGCAGACUACCAGGAGUUUGGACAGACAGUGGAGAAACAUUUGUGCCAUGUCUAUGGAGAGGCGAAUGAAAAUCGAGGAAACCUGGCGCCUAUGGCAGAGGUUUUUGGAUGACUAUUCAAGCUUUGAAGAUUGGCUAAAAUCGUCUGAAUGGAUAGCAGCUAAGCCUUUUUCUUCAGAGGUUUUGUACACACAUGCAAAGGAGGAGCUGAAGAAAUUUGAGGCGUUCCAACUGCAUGUUCAUGAACGACUCACUCAGUUGGAGCUGAUCAAUAAGCAGUACAGGCGCCUUGCCCGUGAGAACCGCACCGACGCAGCCAGCAAGUUGAAGCAGAUGGUACAUGAAGGCAACCAGCGCUGGGAUAAUCUCCAGAAACGAGUUGCUGCCAUUCUGAGGAGACUCAAGCACUUCACCAAUCGGAGAGAUGAGUUUGAGGGGACGAGGGAGAGCAUCCUUGUCUGGCUCACAGAAAUGGACCUCCAGCUGACAAAUGUGGAGCACUUCUCAAAAAGUAACUUUGAUGACAAAAUGCGCCAGUUAAAUGGUUUCCAGCAGGAAAUAACACUAAACACCAAUAAGAUUGAUCAGCUAAUCGUUUUUGGGGAGCAGUUGAUUCAGAAGAGUGAGCCUUUGGAUGCUACUGUGAUUGAAGGCGAAUUGCAAGAACUUCAUCGAUACUGUCAGGAAGUGUUUGGGCGAGUUGCCCGGUUCCAUCAAAGACUGACUUCAAGGCAUCCUGGAUCGGAUGAUGAAGAUGAGACCUCUGAAAGUGAGACAGAUCCAGAAGACUCCAGAGAAAUCCAGAAUGAUCCCUGGCAUAAGAAGGCCAUCAGUGAGGGGCCCUCUUCGCCACAGUCUCUUUGUCACCUUAUGCCCCCUACUCAAGGUCAAGAAAGAUCAGGCUGUGAAACCCCUAUCAGCGUUGACUCUAUCCCACUCGAGUGGGAUCACACAGGUGAUGUGGGAGGUUCGUCCUCUCACGAAGACGAAGAAGAAGCAACAUACUACAGUGCUCUGUCAGAUGUAGAAAUCACUGAAAAUCCUGAGGCAUAUCUUAAAAUGACCACAAAAACUUUGAAAGCAUCUUCUGGAAAGUCUGUUUCAGAAGCUCGUCCUUGGCAUUCUCCAGAUAGCCCAGUCUGCAGGAAACACCGAUACAACCAGGCAGAGGUGGUUGGAAAUGUGUUGUCUGGUCCAGAGACAAGUACCCCCUAUAAACCAGACUAUGUGAAGCAGCUCAGCUCUGCAAGCAGCAGCAGCAUCAACAAGGAUACAAUUACAUCUGCUAACAUAAGUGAUGAAGAACCCCAAGGUGACCAAGAGCUUGUGAAUAUAGCAGCUGCAGAGGAGCAGUCAGGCAUUAUUGAUAGGUGGGAGCUCAUCCAAGCUCAAGAUAUCAGAAAUAAACCUAGGACGAAACAGAAAUUGCAGCCAUGGCAGCAGCUGAACUCGGAUCUCAGCGACAUCUCUGCUUGGCUUGAUAAAACUGAGGAAGAGCUGGAAGAGCUGCGAAAAGUGAAACCAACCGGCAUGCAGGCAUUGGAACAAAGGGUCAAGAAACUGAAACAACUGGAGAAAGAGCUGCUGGAACAACAGCCUAAAGUAAACUCACUUCAAGAGCUCACUGCUUACCUGCUGCAUAAAUCAGAUGGUGAUUACAUUGAAGCUGAUGAGAAGGUCCAUGGAAUUGGAUGCAAACUGAAACAGCUUAAUAAACAAGUUUCACAUGACCUAAAAACAAUACAAGGAAAUUUGGGUGCCAGAGCAUGCCUGCUACUUCCAGAUGACUUGGACUCAGAAGUCUAUGAUCCAGUCACAAUGAAAUCCAGCCCUGCUGUGAAGAAGAUCGCCACAAGGAGAACUGCAGAUGGCAGAAACAGCAGCAGCACAAGAGGUGAAAGCCACCCACAACCUCUUCAGGCAAUUCCUCGAUCUCCCUCUUUCUUUUACCGUGUAUUGAGAGCAGCUUUACCUCUUCAGUUGUCCUUUCUACUGCUUUUACUUCUGGCUUGCAUGGUUCCAUUUUCUGAGGAAGACUACAGCUGCACCCGGAGAAACAACUUCGCCCGUUCUUUCCAUCCCAUGCUGCGAUACAUCAAUGGGCCUCCACCGACUUAG
Molecule: messenger RNA, 20565 nt
Organism: Charadrius vociferus (killdeer)
Lineage: Eukaryota; Metazoa; Chordata; Aves; Charadriiformes; Charadriidae
Gene: SYNE2
Product: spectrin repeat containing, nuclear envelope 2
Cellular component (GO): membrane
Molecular function (GO): protein binding
Source: RefSeq, a predicted model, not a curated record